Pocillopora meandrina is the source of this 8019-nucleotide messenger RNA. The record is from the annotation of a GenBank genome assembly. NCBI's taxonomy places the organism in Eukaryota, Metazoa, Cnidaria, Anthozoa, Scleractinia, Pocilloporidae.
AUGGCGGACGGAAUGAUACAGGUUUCUCAAACCUUACAAACAUUUUUGCCAGAAAACGCAUUCAUGGAAGUCAUAACACUGCUGAAGAAGGUAGAUAUCGCAAUUUUGAUUUUAAUAUAAUCACUAGAUAAUUACUCCCUUAAUUCUGAAUCUUAAAUAAUUAUUUGAAAACAACGCACCAGACAAAGAGCCAUUCCGUGGAUAAAUAUCGGAUUUAUCAUCAAGGUUUUGUUUAUUUAUUGAUAUCAGGGCGACCAGUUAUGCAAGGAUUGAAACCAAUCAAAAUUCACCUUGUUUGCAGGUUAAUUUGAAGGUACUUUUGGAAAGAAGGUACAGUGACUGGUUGAAUGGUCAGGGAUAUUCGAAGUCGUGUGAAAAUCUGGAUGAAAAAUCUCAAGACAGAGAGAAAAUUGCUGCAGUUAUCGAGAAUUUGGUUCAGUGUGCAGAGCCAUUUAUCGAAGAUGAGGGGGGUGAGUUUUUCACAACCACAAAAAAUAGCUGUUUAUCUCAAAAACAGUAAUCAAUAGCCUGAUUGUCAGAUUGAAGAAUUGGGUUUGGGACGGCACCAUCUUUUAAAUGAAAUUCCACAGUCAGAUGUCUAAGUACAUAAUUUGUUAACAACGUUAUUCUAAUUAAUACCUGUAUCCCCAAUUUUUUUUGGUCUGUUUGCUUUUUAGUUUGUUUCUAGGGUAUCACCCCCGUAACAAAGUUCUAGUUUGUUACUCAGGUGAACUUUAAAUAAAUGAGUUUGUUAUUUGAUGGUCAAAAUGGUUUGAACAAUCACCAAAUUGACAGAACAACACAUGUCUGACCCUUUUCUUUCAUUAAGGCUGGGAUAAAGAAGAGAUGUUGAAACAUGAGACCCAAGCCUCUGCUGUUUUGAAGAUUUGCCAGUUACUGUUAUCUUCACUGUUGAACAGGGAUAAUCAACUGCUAGCAGAGAAAGAGUUCCCAGUGGAUGCAGUGAGUUGUUAAAUUUUAUUAGAACUGAGUCAAUAACAUUUAUUUUUUUUAGCACUUUCCAUACAUAUGGUAGCUGAAAAUUAAUUUAAUAAACAAUAGACUUUAACAGAUGUUCCUCAAAAGGUUUUUCAAAAUUUAUGAUAAUAAAGAUAGAAUAUAAUGAUAAUACUAAUAAAGAUAAAAUAUAGUAAUUAUUUACAGCUAAACAAGCUCUGAAGGUUCAUGUUAAUAUACUGUGUGGAGAUACUCCCUCAUAGUAAUCUUAAAAGAUUUCAAGGAGGUACAGUUCUUAACAUCAUUAACCAAAGUGUUCCAUAUGCUUAUUUGUACCUUAAAAUUGCAGGUGUUUAAGAAGUUUAUUUUAAAAAAGACCUGCAGUUGCUUGGUGGCUUUAUGUGCUGUACACAUGGAGUCACAUCUUUGGACAAGCACAGCAUCAAUGGCCCUUGCUCAUGGUAUGAGCACUAAUAUUAUGUAUUAAGAACAUCCAGUUUCCUGGAUUUUUGCAUGCUCAUUUUAUAGGAUUAUCUUCAUUCUACAAAACUUCUACCACUGAAAUUUAUAAAGUAUAAUGCAGAUACUGUACAUUUUGUUUGGAAACUUUGUUUUUGUGUAAGCAUUUGAGUUACCAUUUCAUAACUUUCUUUGGAUAGUUGAUGAUCACAGGUCUGCUUAUUUUGUCAUUAUCAACUGAAAAAUGUCUUACUUUGUUCUUUUUUUUUUAAAUUGUACCAACUUUUGAAGCUUGAAAGGUUUGCUCAGAAUGUUUCAAUGAGAUAUUGUAAAUGGCCAAUGUGUUGCAGAGCUGGUUUCCUUGAUAUGUACCAAUUGCCAGUGUCCAUCAGUACAAGAGCUUCUCUGUGGCUGUGUUGAGGUCGAAUCUGUUGUGUUCAACAUGGUAGAGGAGAGUCAGUCACCAAACAGUUUGUUCACUUCAGGGCUGUUCAGACAUAUCCUUGAUUAUUUGAGACCUCACCUCCUUAAAGAUAACUGGAAGAAAUUUCCACUUGCUUGCCAUGGGCUUGUGUGGUGCACUCUGCAAAUUAAGGUGAACUGCCUAUGGAAUUAUAGGAUACUUAGUAGAGUAAUACCUCUUUUUCAAUAAACAUCUGUCUACAUGUUGUUGAUUUCAAUUUACUGAAUAGGAGGACUUGAAAUUAUUUUGACUAUCAGGUAGUCAAAAUAAUUUCAAGUAUCCUAUUGAUUAUUGUUUAGAUACACUUUGUUUGUAACUCAAGUAAAUUGUCACAAGAAAGUAACUAACAGUUACCAGACAAGGGCAAUAUCCUAGAAACAAACUGAAAAGCAAACUGACCAAAAAAAUCAAGGAUACAGGUAUUAAUUAGAAUAAUGUUGUUGGCAAAUUAUGUACUUAGACACCUGACUGUGGCAUUUCAUUUAAAAGAUGGUGCCGUCCCAGUAUGUCAGCUCAUGGGUUAUUUUAAGUCCAAGCCUUUGCCAGCACAGCAAUUGAGUCUGUGGAUUAUUUGUCUUUCCUAUUGAUAUGAACAACAUUUAUAUUCCGAUUGAUAUGAACAACAUUUCUAUUCCGAUUGAUAUGAACAACAUUCUAAGAAUGAUUUGGGGACUUUUGAAAAUUUAAGGGAUAGAACCAAAUUUUUUUUAAGGUACAUGUAAAUAAUUAAGGUUGAGAGAAGUAAGUAAACAACUCUGACUAGAAUAAAACUAAUGGAAGGUAUGAAAUUUAAAUAAAGUUUUGGCUAAAAUGCAGUGGAUUUAAACCUUCCAACUCUGAUGAUUCAGAAGCAAAUUCUUACAACUGAUUACCAUAAUUUCAAUGCUGGUUAUUGGUGAGGAUUUGGGGCUUUAUCUAAACAAUUCUUAGGUUUGGAUCUCCUAUUUGAUUUUAGUGUAUAAAAAGAAUAGAGAGAACUUUUACAAUAAUCACUCUUGAGAAUCACACAGGUGAGGCUAAGCAUCAGACAUUUUCCUUCUAACCUUUUCACUCUUCAUUGUCCGUAGCAUCCUUAUGUGGGAGAACACUUUGCCAAGCUGAUGUCUCCUCUAUUACUUCUCAUAGAUGAUUAUGAGGUAUAGGUUUUUUCAUUGGUGAAAUUCUCUAGCAUUUGAUGAAACCAGAUUUUAAUGAAGUAUUUUAGGAUUUUGUCUUUUUUCAAUUGUUUACUCGUGAUCUUCAUUUUGGAAUUAGAUUACUAUAGUGUCCACGGUGGACAGUUUAAUGCUUGUUGGAAGUUGUGGAUCUUUAUCAAUUGGCAUGAAUGCCAGAGGUUAUGAAAUAUUCACCACAGUCAAGUUUAAAAUUUACUUAUGGAAUGUACAUGUAAUUACUUGUUUAUUCUUCCACUAUCAAACAGACUGAGAACAAAACACUGGGGUUUAAGUGCUUAAAACACGUCAUUGAUAAUGUGGUAUGUGGAGCUGAUUGUUUUCACUUUAUAACUGUUAUGAUACCUUGUAUCUACAAAUAUUGUGCAUAUGUAUCAGUUUCACCGUCAAAGGCUACAGAUAGUUAAAUUCGAUUAUACUCUGAAUAUUUCUUAUUCUUUUCAAUUUCAGAAUUCAGCUGAAUUGCAGUGGUAUGGAAGAGCUGAUGUUCUUUUUGAGGUAAUUCCUAAAACUCCUAAAUCCAGCACAUUGAACUUAGAUCUUUUGGUUUUGGUGGAAAUGGUAUGAGUACUCAGUUCUUAGUUUUUACAGAGUCUUGAGGACAAUAUUUAUAAAAAUCACAUCAGUAGCUAGUCAAUAGUAGAGCAUCCCCACAACUUUUUUCAUGUUUUUUUAGGGCAAUAAACUUGCAUGGUAAAGGGAAUCAACACUAUUUAGUAACAUGAUAUUUAUGGCAUGAAUUACCUGUAGGCAUCUCAGCGUCACAUAUAUAGCAAUGACCCCUCCCUGAUGUGUUCUCUUCAUCCGUGCCUGCUAAGCAUCCUAACAGUUGUUGAACCAUCUCCAAAGAAAGCCAAUUUUGACCGUAAGGUGAUGUUCACAUUUUCUUUACUUCUUUUAUUUGCUUCUUUUAUCAUCAUGAUAUGAUAUGAUUGUCUGGCAGGGAAGGGUGUGUAGGGUUGAAAAGGGUCAUUGUUGGUGUGUGGUUGAUUGACUUACACCCCUUUACUGAGUCUUACAACCAAUAACAUCAUGAAUGAAGACUGACCAAUCGCUUUUCAUAUACCAGCCUUACAAAACUUGACAGACAAAUAACUCCUUAAUAUGUGAGUGUGAUGAUAACUUCCAUUUGGGUUAUAAAAGACAUCAGUCAAAUUAAAAAAAUAGUCCUUGUCUGGAAAACUCUCAUUCUGCUGGUCACAAGCACAGUAAAGUUUUACAUUUAGGUUGAAACCAAUUACACUUUCCUGUUGAUAUUGUUUAUCAAGAGGAUGGGAAUUUGUUUUGACAUCCAUCUGUGAACAGGAGCAUGUUGUCUUUUCUGAUAGCUUUCAUGGCUUAGAGGUUUUUUCUUUCUUUUCUCAAGAAUUCAAUAAUUAAAAGAAAAUCUAAGUAAAAGAUCCAGGCAGUAGACCUAUGUAGGUGGCAGGAUUGCGUACCCUGAACAAAAGGGACAUAAACCAAAGUGCUAAGAGGAUCUCUUUUGAGGAGUGGUGUCAGAUAAACAGGCUGAUCUUAUUUUGGUGUGUAUUGUUUGAUUCCCUGACCUCUACUUUUUUUUUUUUGCAGACAACCAAAUGUGAUGGUUUGUUUCAGAUUAUCCUCUCCUCCAUGGAGUUUGAAAGUAAAAUUGCUGUAAGAAAGGUCAGUUUUUGGAAUAGGCAUUGGGGGAAUCUCCUAGUUGCAAUACAUCUGCUUUUAAAAUUUUCUAUCUAAGAAAUGUGGGUGGCAGAAGAAUUCCAGUGUAACCCAAAAAUUACCAUAAAUAUGGUUAGCUCUUCUAGUGCUCUAUUACUAUGGAUGGCCACACAUGAUUCACUCUCAGAUAAUUAGAUAUACAUUUUUUUAACUGUAUAUGGACUGUAUUGUACAUGUACCUCAACUGAUCACAGCUUUUAACUAUUUUAAUCUGAAAGACAUAGUUGUUUCUACGGAAACAAUUCAAGCAUCUUAUGGGUGACCAGUUUUGCAGAUUGCUCCAAAAGCAAUCCAGGAAAGAACUUCAAUCUGUUAUUUCUCCUUUCAUCAGAUUUUGUUAAUGAGCUGGUGUGCUUGCCUGAUCAUCCAUUUUUGGGAACAACUCGAAUAUUUAAUUGUGGCGGUAAUGCCACAGUAAAAAAAAGUUGAAACUGCGUUUACUUAAUAAUAAUUAUUUGAUUUGUUUCCAGGCGUAUGCAAGUCACCUGAAGCAUUUUAUUGAACACAUGGGAAUAACAAUACUAAGGCACUUUAAGGUAACAUAUUUGGGACAAUCCUAUCCUCAAUUUCCUAACUUGCUUAUGUGUAUUUAAUAUAAAUGUAAUAUCUGAAGUAUGUCUAUAGUAAGAUAAGUAUUUGUCUAGAUAAUUAACGGGAGUUUGUUGCCGUUUUCAGGCAAAUUUCAGUGUGACAUUUGACAUUUGAAACAUGAGAGGCAAACGCACUAAAUAUAGCCGUUGGUACUAACUUAAUUUGGUAUUAGUGACUAAGUUAGUGGAUACAAACUACGUCUGAAACUGCUCUUGGCACGUGGUGAAAAAUGUGUCUCUAUGUACGUCCGCACGUUAGUCUAUCUGUCUUUUCUAUCUGUCUAUCUACCGCUGAUUAAGUCUCAAUACAUGAAGUUCCAGUACGACAGUUUACAGUCACCCAUUUAUUCAGUUGAUCUCAGUUUUGUUGACUCUUUCUACGCUGAGUUGAGUCACCUUGUUCGCUACAUAACAUGACUUGGCAAUAUUCAAAAGAGGUGAUUUAAAUUUUUUUCAGCGGCUUUUAAAAGUUAUAGUCUCAUAUUUGGAAGUUAGUGAUUAUCCAGAGGAAGAGACACGGUUGGCUGUUUUGGAUGCAUUGAAAGUCGCAAUGUUACAAGCCUGGCCCAGGUGAGAGAAGGUGCCUGCUCCUGAUUCCACUACUACAUGUGCCAGGGCGGAGAUAUUCGAGUCACAAUUGGCUCCACUCACUUUGUAACAUCAUGAACUUUCUGUAUUCAUGAAACUCAAUGUACGACCAGCGUUAAUAGGUUUUUGAAUCAAUCGGCACAGGGGUUUGUCAGAAAACUAUCAUCUCCAAGGAAGUUAAUUUUUGUGUUCAACGCUCCGCGAUGCAAACACUUAGUAUCGCGGGCGUUUGUAGAUGUUUUGCUUAGGGUCACUGGUCAUGCGUAGUAUGCUCUUUCUUACUCCUUUUCAUGCUUCCUAUAUUUUUAGGAUUCCUAAUCACAGUUCUACAAUCCUGAAGAGUCUUUUGAAGCUGUUGGUUGAUGCAACUGACUCUUCUGCUUACAUAGCAGUUCAGGGUAACCGUUUGUUUUCUUGAUAGAUUUUGUCAAUACUUAACCUUUAAGUAAGAAUGGGUGUCAAAAAAAAUACAUGGAGACACGUUUGUUUCUUUAAGCGCUUCCCUUUUCGUAGGAAGGAACACAACCAGAGGUUUCAGCAGGAAUGGAGUAAUUUACUUGUAUGGUUGGGAAGAGAGUUGUUCAGAUCUUGUGGAACCUUCUCAACUACGUGGGUUUUUUUUUUCGAAUAAAGCGUAAUAUUUGCGUUUAAUAUCUUUUAUUUCAGCUUUUGAGCUGCUGAACCAGAAAACAGCUGAGUGCUUGGUGGUACUUUUGAGGUGUUGUGGAAAACAGGUCGAGGUAUGUCUGUGUGAACAAAAAGCUGUUCGAGAUUAUUCACAUAUUAAGAUUUGUUCCUGUCGACAUCGUUACUUAAUAAUUAUUUGUUGUGUCUUCAUACCAAAGUGAGAGCAGGAUGGUUGAUUUUCUUUAGGACCAAUUGAAAGAGCUGCAGGGCGUGGGACACAAAGAAGUUGAAGAAUGUGUGGAGAAAGUCCUCGAAGAAACCGGAUGUGCAACAAACGCGUCAUUACAAUCAGCUCAUCAGAUGUACGAUGUCACGUGACAACAAUUUGUAUGAGGAACAUCAGAGGAGAUAUAAGGAUACCGCAAGCAUAAUGCUUUUUUGCCCCGGGUGAUGAGCUGUCGUGCAUCCAAUAUCGAACGUCAAAACACAAAACUGUGCCGUUGGUUCUUUGUCAGAUAUGUAAAGAACUAUUUACGACCUCUCCGGUUUGUAGAAAGAGCAUCGUUUGAGAAUAAGACAAUUUGUCUAUGGGAAUCGUUUACUAGACGGUGAACCUUGAAGGAUAACAAAUUACUUGAUGUAAGAUUUUGUUCAGCAAGGAGUCAGCUGUUGUGACUAACACAGACGAAACACAUCAAUCAUAUUCACGUCUGAAAUGUCAUCGAAUUGUUCAGUCAAUAUUAGUUUAAUGAAAAGCAAGGUGUCUGUAGAUAUUGUAGAUAACAAAGGUAUUAAUCACCGACCCACAGAAACUUAUUACAUGUAUUACCGAUGAAAAUAUUUCCAAACACUGGCUUGAAAUCACUUUUGGGAUAUUUCAACCUUGCCAUACCUUGUGACAAGAUGGACUUGUUUGUGUGUCGACGCAAAACUGUCAUGUAAAGGAAAGGGGAACGUUUGAUCCAAGUUUAUGUAGCAGUUCAGCUUUUCAGGUUUGUAUGCACGUGCUCACAAACUGUUUCCUUUUUUUAGAAAUGUCAAAUUUGCGGUGAAGUAACGCUCUGAAUAUCUUACAGUGAAUAUCAUACAGUGAAUAUCUUACAGUGAAUAUCUUACAGUGAAUAUCUUACAGUGAAUAUCUUACAGUGAAUAUCUUACAGUGAAUAUCUUACAGUGAAUAUCUUACAGUGAAUAUCUUACAGUACUACAGUAGAAGUGGCACCGAGUCAAAAACUUACUGAAAUGUAAGGGACGUCCAAAUCUUUAGGCGCUCUGAGAUAAACAUCUCUCCUUAUGAACGGGAAAAGAAAUAAUUGCAGUGCCCUAUCGAAAAUUCUCAUGAGACUACCGUAAAAGCCCGUAAGAUAAUAAUAUCACUGAAUGAAAAAAAAGUGGAGUGUUUCGUCACAAUGCAAACCAAAUGUGAUCACCUCAUAAAUAUUUUGAUAUUAGAGUUUAAGUACGC